AGAAGACAAACCGGAUGUUUUGGCUACCUCCUGGCUAACGUGACGAAUUUUCCCAGAAGUUAUACCUAUAUUUCUCUCAGGCGUUUAAAUAAGUAAAGAUACACUGGUAUUUUGUACAGUAAAUACCACGAUUUGUGAUGUUUGCUAUUUGCUCUUUUGUGAGCUUUGCUUGAAGAAGCCGUUUAACUGUGCUAUUUUAUUUUUUACUUCGAGUUUUCCGAAUUGAACAACUUUUUUUACACUUCUCAUCCAAAUAAAACUAUGAUUAUUUUUCAAGCCUCCAUUAGGAAAGAAAACUUUGACGACGAAUUUUGAGUAGGAACACCCAGAAGAGAAUGUUUAUUUUCAUUUAAAUACACCGUGUGAAAUACACCGAGAAGAACAAUGUCAAAACAUUUAAAAAAGAGAAAACUAAAUAGGUUGUCUUCAUCUUCUGGCGAAGAAGAAGCGGGUUCAAACUGCCAAAAUGAUGCCUCCAAAAGGAAAAGUCACAAAAGAAAAAAUGACGAAAUGGAUCGAAAGAGCUCUAAAAAGGAACAGAAAAAAUCUCAUCAAGUUGACUCCCACAGCUCCCGCCAGAUAGCAAAGCCUGUUUACAGACUGUCAACAACAAAAGAACAGCAGAAAGUAUCUCCUAAAGAAGAGCAGCUUAAAAACAAGGGAUCCUUGCAAUUACACAGAGAAGACCAAUCCAGUAUAUCUAGAACAACAAAGGAAAUUAAAACUGUGACAAGGGACCAGUCAAAGCCCAAUAAGGCAAGCUGUGCUGCUUUACUUAAUCAGACAAUAGAGAAAAAAUUGAAAGGCAAAUUUGAUAAAAAGUGCUCUCAGGGCAGCUAUUCCAAACUAGAAAAUGAGCGAAUGAGUAACAAGUUAAAUGCUGCUGAACACAGAGAUCACAGGCAGGGUUCAGAGAGGAGGAAUGGAUCAGCAAGGAAACCUUCAAGAUCCUCAUAUGACAGCAGGAACAUUAAGACCCAUGAACCCAUCUCCUCCCACUACAAACAUUUUAAAAAAUGGAGCAACAUGGAGCAAGACCAGAAUACAAGUAAAAAUUAUCAGUUUAACAAGAGUACGAGUGUGGAUGCCAAAAAUCCCCCUACCACUGUCACACAGAAGUCUUGCAUUUCACCGAAACCCUCUACGACAGUGACAAACCCAAAGAAAUGGAAGAGCUUCACUUCAACCCCCGAGAGCAAGAAAUCAGAGCCACCACCAUCCACUCUGAAACAAAUAGACACUCUAAAAAGUUUGCCUGUUAAAUUCAAUUUCAAAAUACCAAAAAACAGACAGCCUGCACUUGCACACAGCUCACUCGGAAAUAAUCAUUUGGUGUCUUCAAACCAAAACCUCAAGCUCAAGGAUAACAAAGACGGCUCUGAAGUGAAGAAAUUGGAGCCAGCAACAGUGGAACCUUGCAGGCUUUUGGCUGGUUCCUCUGAUUCUCUUUGUAAAGAACAAAGUAAGAGGUCGUCUUUCCCUGACCAUCUCCUAUCUGAACGCCCACCAGCAGGAGAUGCAAACCCUGCGCAAUUCUUUGAUCAGGGUCAGGUAGUUGAAGAGCUUCAUCUUGCUCGGUCUGAAAAGAGGCUGGAGGUAAAUGUGAAGCAGAGCUACGGUGAACUCACCGGCAUGGACAUAGAUUCUGCUGAGGAAGGAGCCGCAGAAACCAAUUACAGGGAUCCCAAACAGAAAACCCUAAUCUUAGUUCUGGACACCAACAUUCUCCUCAGUCACUUGGAUUAUGUGAAAAAAAUCCAAUCUUGUGGCCUUGAAGCAUUGGGAUUUCCAGUUGUCCUGAUUCCCUGGGUGGUUCUACAAGAGCUGGAUUCCCUUAAAAAUCGAAAAGGUCUGUCAGGAUCGGUGGCCCACCUUGCAACUCCGGCCAUCUCGUUUAUUUACACCUCUCUGAAGAAGCGGGAUCCCCACCUGUGGGGGCAGUCCAUGCAGCAAGCCACUCAGAUCAGGAAUGGUCUGAAUACCGAGAAUAAUGAUGACAGAGUGCUGCAGUGCUGCCUGCAAUACCAGAAUAUGUAUCCAGAGUGUGUCCUCAUCUUAUGCACUAAUGAUAAAAACCUGUCCAAUAAAGCUGUCCUGAGUGGAGUGAGGGCUCUUAGCAAGGUUGAUUUGGAGGCAGGGGUCAGGAGGUCAAGACAUGGCCAGCAUUUCCUUCUUGACGUUCCGCCUCCUGUUCUGUCUCGUUUGAGCCAUAACAUUUCAUCUCCAGCGUUGAUCACAAGCUGCUCACCAGUCCAGCUUCCCAUACAGGAUAGCACAAGUUUUCCCUUAGCCACCCCAGAAAAAGAUCCACCUGUUAAUUCCCCAUCAGACAAAAAAAGAGACGGUAAGGAGGCAGAAUGGGACCUCAGUGGAUAUCUGUGUGAACUGGAAGACAGUUUGCGAGAUGUGCUGUCUGAAGUGUUAGAAACCGAGAUGAAGGCGGCUUAUGACGAACUCUGGCAAGAGAUUGUCUAUAUAAAACCUCCUUGGAGUCUUCAAGAUGUCCUUCAGUGUUUUAAAAAGCACUGGAUUGCUGUCUUUGGACACCUUGUCCCACGGAAGAUGUUGGAAACUGUUGGAAACCUUAUCAACUUCUUUGGCUCAGGUGAAACUGUAACAACUUUAGGGUUUCUACAAGAAACUAAGGAGUUAGUGAAAGCAUUUGGGAAACGUUCAAAACUUGUCCCUGGUGCCCUCACUGUGAUGGAAAAUAUUUUGAAUAAGGUACAGUCACAGCACCAUGCGUCUGGGGAGCAGGAACUGUCUGCUGGUGAUGUCGUCAUGAAUGAUGACGAGUCUGUAGAUAAGCAGCCGGGAUCGGCUCACAUCUCUUCACAGAAAGUGUGGGCUGUGUUCGAGAAUAUCUGGUCUCAAGUGUACCAAACUAGUUUGGAAGUGUUCAAAGCACUCAGCUUUGACCCUCACACCAUGCAGGCCGCUAUACCGAUGGGACAUCCUCCGCCGCCACAGGACGCUUUGGCCUGCUUGCACAGACUGUCCUCGAUGGUUUCACAGCUGCUGCAGGCGUUUGGCAGGGUCUUGUCUUCGACUCCGGGUUUGGAGGAAGUCCAGAUUCUUCUCAGUAUUAUUUACUCCAAUAAGCUUGUCAGUGAAGAAGCCAGAUUAACAGCUAAAGACCUUCUGGAUUGUUUCUCCCAACCAGACUACAGGGAGAAACUUGGAGUUGGAGGAAACCAGUUAUUGGAGCUAAAAAAGGCCUUGGAUGGUUGUGUUCAGACCACAGGGCAGAGCUUUGCCUUCACCGCACCGUGCUGACGAAACUCAGGCUCCCAUUAACAUCACCGACUGGCCGCCUGUAAAAACCUAACCUUUUCCUUCGAUUAAAACCUUUGUCGUUGACGGCAAUUCUGUUUUGGACCAUUUUUCCACGCUUGUUUCAUCUUUAAACACUUUCCCUACAAAAUAAGCUGUUUUGCUUUCUUUGUUGGUUGGUGUCUCAAGAUGUUUAUUCUUUUUAUUCUGUAAUAUGUGAGGUUGUACUCCAGUCUGUGGUCGGGUCAUAAUGGAAGUGUUCUUUCAUUAAAACUACAGAAUGAAAGAACAUUUGCAUGUUAUGUUUGUAUUUUUAUGUAUUUUUCUAGUAUGCAAUCACAGAUCACAAUUUUUUUAUGUUUCAGGGAGAAUAUCAAAUUUGACCUCUUGGUAUUUACUGGUAUUCUUGGACCAAGUGAAUGUGUGAUGAAGCCACAUUGUGAAGCUUUACAUCUUUGUUUUACUAGUGUUUCCGCUUGCUUGUAAUUUUUUAUUGUAUUUAUUGCUGAGCCUUAUUUAAAAUGAAACUACAUAGACACAAAACUCAUUCUAUGCAGCUGUUGCUGUGUUUCUUAGAAGAAUAACAGAAACAGCGCCUUCUUCCAGAGCACUACAAAAAACUGUGAAUAAUCUACUGAAUGUUGGACCUUUAACAUUAUUGAAGUGAAUGAAGUAUCUUUUUAAUGUUCCAGGUUCAACGGAUCAAAGUGCCUUCUUUUUAACAGGAGCCUUAUGGCUUUCCUGCUGUCAGUCUUCCAUGAAGGUCAAAUUCUUGGCAUGUAUGGUCAGUAGUUGUCCUUUGACACAUUUUCCCGCCUGAGCUCUGGAUUUCUGCAGCUCCUCCAGAGUCACCAAGGGCCUGAUGAAUUGAACAGUUCUAACCAUUUUACAUUUACAAAAAAUGAAUAAUUCCUGAAGCUUGUGGUUUAAAGGCUGUUAAUGCUUCUGCAAAGCACUGCAUGUCUGCCCCCAUCGUCGCCCCAUGAUGGGCUGGUCUAUGAUGUUUUACCCUAUUAUUAUUAGAGAUGGGCAUUAACCGCACUGCGGACCCUGCAAAGCUGGUGCUUUAAAACACUUCUAACUUUUCAUAGUAUUUUUUUUUCCAUUAAGUAUCUGUUGGUUUAAAAUGCUGAGAAGCCCAGAACAAACAAACAACUGCUUUGUCACUUUAAAGCUUGAAGUUACUGAUGUGAUUGUGCCUUAGAGAUGGUAAAGAUAGCUGAAUAACUUUGUUAGCAACCACUGUAUUAUAGAUUUGCAGUUUUAUAAAUUCUUUGUGCCAAAUUAAAAGACGUGUACAAGUGUAAAUUUUACUUGUGUAAAUUAAA
Poeciliopsis prolifica (blackstripe livebearer) is the source of this 4601-nucleotide messenger RNA. RefSeq names its product SWT1 RNA endoribonuclease homolog (gene swt1). The transcript has 17 exons. The record is from RefSeq and is a predicted model, not a curated record. Lineage: Eukaryota; Metazoa; Chordata; Actinopteri; Cyprinodontiformes; Poeciliidae. Gene Ontology annotation, cellular component: nucleus. Bases 385 to 3276 code for a protein of 963 amino acids.